CAGCAGAUGACCAGCUCGCAGAAGGCCCUGAUGCUCGAGCUGAAAUCCCUGCAGGAGGAACCGGUGGAGGGCUUCCGGAUCACCCUGGUGGACGAGUCCGACCUCUACAACUGGGAGGUAGCCAUCUUCGGACCCCCCAACACCCUCUACGAAGGCGGCUACUUUAAGGCACAUAUUAAAUUUCCUAUUGACUAUCCAUAUUCACCACCUACCUUCAGAUUCUUGACCAAAAUGUGGCACCCCAACAUUUAUGAGAAUGGAGAUGUAUGCAUUUCGAUUCUUCAUCCACCUGUAGAUGACCCACAGAGUGGAGAACUCCCCUCAGAAAGGUGGAAUCCUACUCAGAACGUGAGGACUAUCCUGUUAAGUGUAAUCUCACUGCUUAAUGAGCCCAACACCUUCUCCCCAGCCAAUGUGGAUGCUUCGGUUAUGUUCAGGAAAUGGAGGGACAGCAAAGGAAAAGACAAAGAAUAUGCUGAAAUCAUUAGGAAACAGGUUUCAGCCACUAAGGCCGAAGCAGAAAAAGAUGGCGUGAAGGUCCCCACAACUCUGGCGGAAUACUGCAUCAAAACUAAAGUGCCUUCCAAUGACAACAGCUCAGAUUUGCUUUAUGACGACUUGUAUGAUGAUGACAUUGAUGAUGAAGAUGAGGAGGAGGAAGAUGCCGACUGUUACGACGAUGAUGAUUCUGGGAAUGAGGAGUCGUGACGGGCUCCUUCAAUGGCCCUGUACUGCCCUGCCGUCUCAGGCCAAAGGGAGGGGAGCCAAGUGGGGACCUAGCAGUGGCCCCUCAGCAAAAACUUAUUCACAGGGGGUGGGGAAAACAGACAGCUCCUGCUGACUCCCCUAUGGAUCUCAGUUUGCUCCUUUUUAUGGACCUUUAAUGGAGAGAAAGUAACCCUCCACAGAAUGUCUGAAUUCUUGCAUUCAUUAUCCUUCCAUCACUGUAUUGAUUUUUUUCCCCCCUACAAAACCACCAUCAUCCAAACUCCCACCUCACUUUGUGUCUACAAGAAUGUUCACAGCAAAACACAUUUGGUCUGAUUUUAGAUUCCUGAAGAAUUAGUUAAAGACAUUUAAUGUGUUUAAAGCUGGGAACCUAUUGGGAGUUCAUAAGUGCUGCAUAUAUACUGGGUAGCAAAAGAAAAUGGAAAAACAAAACAAAAACAAAAAAAACCACAAAACAAACUAAAAAAUCCUUUCCUUUUUUUUUUUUUGCCAAGGUUUAGCUGCUCAUCUACAUUAGUGUGCGUGCAUAUUUGUUCAGACCCAUUGUAGUAAAUUUUGUUUCUUUCCCUUCCUAAGGCUGGGAUAUGGCGGGCAUCAGGGACUUACUUCAUGCUAAGCCUGAUGAAAUGCGCUUCUUCUGCCUCCAUGAAAUCAUCUGAACAUGGUGGCCUCAGUUAUUCUGAGGAGAGAAAUCAGAUUUUGUUUUUUGAAAUCAAUUGGGAUCUAAAGCCUGAAAUAAAUAUUCAUACUUUACAUAGACCUGAGCACUUGGUUGCUAUUUAUUUUAAAGGUAGGGUUAUUUUUAUCCCCACCAGGGAGUGGGACGAACGGGGAGGAAAUGUGUGGAUUUUUAGUGAUGAGAACAAAGGGUUUUUUCUUUAAAAAAAAAAAAAUCACACCAGUUUUGGUUGAUGCUACUGAGGGAAAAAGUCAAACUACUGGUGGCCACGAUUGGGAGAGAAAACAUCUGUUUAUGUAUUUAACUUGGCCUUCCCCUCAAAGAUUCAUUCUCACCAUGAGAUUUUGUUGUUAAUUGUUAUUUUAAUUUAGCCACUUUUAACUACUCAGUAUUAAUCUUAGGUGCAUGUGUUAAGGUUUUGGUUUUCAUUGAGCUGCUUAUAGUGAUAAAUGUGGAAAUGUGUGAGACAUGAGUGACUGGUUCUUGCUUUCUUCAAAUUGGAUGUGAUCUGGAUUUUUUUCUUUCAAUGUACUUUGGCUGUGGAGUGCAAACAGAAAUUUGCAUGGAGCUUCCCCUGGGCUUUCCUUUUCUGGUAGGGUAGGGCCCAGGGAGGUGACUGCUGGCAGUUUUCAGCCCAGGCAAGGCUAGAUUUUUUUGACCAUACAAUUGCAGCUUUGUUUCCCAGGUCUUAAUCAAGUGUUGCUUCAAUCAAGAUUGAGAUCCAAUAGCCUUCACCAUCCAGGGACUUCAGAAUUUGAAGGUGAUUUUUAUUACUAGGGUAUGCAAGUUCAUACUGUUCUUUGGGGAAAACCUAUAAUGCAAAAUCAGAUUUCAGAAGGAAAACAGCAAGGAUUGACUGCAGUCCUGCAUAAGAUCCCUGUGCACCAGUAUCAUCUUUUUCUUCAGAUCAUAGUUCAGAAAGAACCAAAGGGCAGAUUAGGGACAGGAAUAGGUUGAUCCUAGGAUGUCCAGAGUAGAUGAUCCUUACUUCCGUAGCUCCUCCUUCCUUUCUGAUCUCAGGGUUUUCAUUCACUCUUCAAACUCUCCCAAACAUAUGCUAUUUCCCAGAAGCCCUCUCUAGCCUCUAAAGCUUGGUCUUUUAUUAAAUGGGAAUGUUUUAACAUGCUAUGAUUCUUAAGGGACUCUGUUGAGCCUGGUCCCAGAAUCUCUAUUUAAUCCCCCCAGAGCUGCUAUUUGUACCCUUGAUUACUUAAUCGAGGAACAGAGCAGCUGUGCAGGAGUGCAAACUCUCCUAAAAGGAUAUUAGAACUAGCUUGUUGCUCCCCACACUUUAAUGCUUCCAGAUAACCUGCAAACCUAGAGCCAAAGCCUCUCAAUGCUCUGAUUUACCUCCCCACCCCACAAGUUUACAGCUAGUAGGUUGGUCUCAUUCUCAUAGAGCUCUAAAAUUCAGCCUUCUGUUCCCCUUACUUACUGCUGAAACGUCUUACUCCCAAGUUAGUCCAGGCACCUCAGCAUUUUGGGAGGUGCUGUGAUGUUCAGCUGUCCCAUUAGGCCCUGUUUAGCAUGUGUUGCAUGUUGACUCAGGGAGCCAGAGAGCCAAGUGGAAGUUGUACCUCUCAGCACUUCUUGGUGUUACUGUUGUUGGCUGGGUGUGCCUCUGAUGAUACAACCAGUUCCAGGAGACUGGGGUGUACUGACUUGUUGGCAGGUAGACAUUCUGAUAGUUUAGAUGAGUUAUAAAACCCAGAUGAUGCUGGUUCCAGACUUGUCCCUGAGAACAUAUCCAGUGGAAAAAUACUUGAGUAUGUUUUCUCUUUGGGAGAGUGGAUGGGAGUCUCAGGCUCACGCCAGAACCUUUUGAGUACACUUGUACUGCUUAUUUGGUGUGAAAUGAACUCAGAGUCCUUUGUUUUUAGAUUGCUUUUGAUUCUAAUUGAGGCCUCAGUGAAUUCUCUUCAGUUCCAUGUAUUUUGAAGCUCAGUGGAGAAAGUAUAAUAUCAUGAUUCCAUUGUUGCUUUUCCCAGUUUCCCUUCCUUUCCUAUCAUUCCAGAGUUCUUUUCUACCUUUUUUUUUUCUUUAGUCCUUUCUUUUCUUUCCCCCUUCCCUGGCAAUUAUUUGCUCUUUUACUUGCUGGUUUCUUUACGUUUGAGUAUGUAUCUAGUAAAAGAUUGGAAGGGGACAGCUUAUAGUUCUUUGCUGAAAAUUAACUCUCCACCCUCCUAUCCUGAUUUUUUUAAAAAGGUUUACAUUUACAACUAAAAAGAUUCAGAUGCAAUUUUCAACUACUCUGAAACCAGCAAGAUACACCUGACUUUAAUAGUUUUCGUAGAUGAAAUUGUAGAUGUUUUUCUUCAGUUUAACUUAUGAGAAAAGAUUUAUCUGAUGCAUUUUCUGUUGACUUCCCCUUUAGUGGUUUUGUCUUUUUUUUUUUUUUUUGCCCAUCUGUCUACUAAUAAAAUGUGAAAUAAAAUAUACCUGUAUUGCUA
This is a messenger RNA of Dipodomys ordii (Ord's kangaroo rat), 3858 nucleotides long. RefSeq names its product ubiquitin-conjugating enzyme E2R 2 (gene Ube2r2). The record is from RefSeq and is a predicted model, not a curated record. Gene Ontology annotation, molecular function: ubiquitin conjugating enzyme activity. Bases 7 to 708 code for a protein of 233 amino acids. Gene Ontology annotation, biological process: ubiquitin-dependent protein catabolic process; protein polyubiquitination. NCBI's taxonomy places the organism in Eukaryota, Metazoa, Chordata, Mammalia, Rodentia, Heteromyidae. The transcript is spliced from 5 exons.